GAUUGCAGCAUUAUAUGCUGGCAGUAAACUCUGUUAAAUCCAAUAAGUGCAAUACCAGACACCCCAUCUCCCCUUCCAUUUCCCCCUCCCCACAAUCCCAACCACUUCUUAAACUCCAUGAUUUAUCCAAAUCCAGACAAGGAUUCUUUGCAGCUGAGAAGACUGUCAUGUAGACAACAUGGGAUCCAGAAUCAAAGAAAGCCCGGAAAGGACAUUUGAGUUGUUUAUUGAGGCCUCCUGUCCAAAAUCAUUCGAUGUUGACCCUAAUGUGCUGAGCCAGUUUCCAGAAGAUUACAAUGACCAGGAAUCUCUACAGAGCCUGCCCAAAUUCUGCUUUCCUUUUGAUGUGGAACGGGUAUGGGAGAGCUCAGUCGUCCAGCAGUUCACCUUCGUGCUGACAGAUCUAGAUGGAAACCAGCGGUUUGGCUUCUGCCGACUGACUGGGGGGUCAAAGACGUGCAUCUGCAUCCUCAGUUUCUUGCCCUGGUUUGAAGUUUUCUAUAAGCUCCUAAACAACAUUGCUGACUGCCUGGCAAAAGGACAGGAUAAUGAAGUUAAAGAGCUCUUAAGAAUGCUUUAUAUUCACCCACCUCCCCAACCAGACUCUCCACUCAAACUUGAACUUGCCCAGCAGCUGGGAGUUACAACAGGACGGUUUCUGAAAGAUCAGAAGAGGGAUCCUAGUAGUGGUAUGCCAUCGCUUUCUUAUUUUAUUGCCCCUGACAUCAACAGCUUGCCUACAAUACCAGAGAGUAGGAACCUGACAGAAUAUGUGGUUGCUGUGGAUGUGAACAACAUGCUGCAUCUCUAUGCCAGUAUGCUACAUGAGAGACGCAUUAUUAUCACCUGCAGCAAGCUCAGCACAUUAACUGCUUGUGUACAUGGCUCAACUGCAAUGCUGUAUCCUAUGUACUGGCAACACAUCUACAUCCCCGUGCUCCCUCCACACCUCCUUGAUUACUGCUGUGCUCCAAUGCCUUACCUCAUAGGGAUCCACUCGAGCUUGAUGGAGAAGGUGAGAAGCAGAGCUCUAGAGGAUGUGGUUAUAUUAAAUGUUGACUCAAACACACUGGAGUCGCCAUUCAAUGAUCUGGAAAAGAUGCCACCAGAUGUGGUGUCCAUUCUGAAAGUGAAGUUGAAGAAGCAAUCCGCAGUCACUGGGGAUGUGGUGGCACGGGCCUUUCUCAGGGCACAGGCAGCAAUCUUCGGAAGCUACCAAGAUGCUCUUAAAUUUAACUCUGAUGAACCAGUCACAUUUUGUGAGGAGACGUUUUUGAAUCACAAACCUGCCUUGAAGGAUUUCCUGCAACAUGCGGUACAUCUUCAGCUGUUCAAACAGUUUAUAGACAAUCGACUGGAAAAGCUUAACCAAGGGAAGGAAUUGACAGACAUAUUCGAAGAGGAAGUCAAUCUAGGCGGCUUUUCGUCAGGCUGCGCCAAAUUGUGGAUUGAAAACUUUAAGAAAGGUGGUGGAGCUCUGAUUCACACAGUGAGGUCCAAGACCAAUCCAGCCAUGAAGAACAUGUAUAAAUAUGCAAAAGGUCAAGCUAAACUGGGGCUGAAGGAUUUGAAAAGUCGACUGAAACACAGGGAGUUGGGUACUGAGCGAGGGGUACAUCGCGGUGGCUCACUGAGGUGUGAGCCUGUAGGAGGCUCCUCCCAUCAAAGACGUAUGCAGUCGGAGUGUUUACAGAAUCGCCUACCCAUCACCCAGCACUUUGGCCAGUCUCGUCCUCGCCGACCAGCUCGGCGCUAUACCAACUCCGAGACUGCGCUUCCUACUGGGACAGACAGAUCCAAGAGUGAAGACCUCAGACUGGAGAGCUCACUGGACACGAUUGAAGACGAGCUUCUGGACUGUAACCUUCUGCAGGAUGAGGAUAUGGACCUGCUUGGGGAGAUCUUUGACACACUGAGCACACGGACAGCACAUGACAAAGGUCUUCUGUACGGCACUCGCAGCCUUGAUUUCUACAACUUGGAUUCUAUGGAAGAUAUCCAUAGGGUUAAAGACAUCAAUCCCAGUGAGGAAAACCUGAACUACAAGAGUCGGAGGGAGUCUGAACCAGUUCAACCUGGCAAUUGGGGUUUUGACGGUUCUGCAGAGUGUGUGAAGUCCCUCUCAGCUUCUCUGGAUGAAUUGUCAGGUUUAUCAUCUGUAUGCAACAGUCAGCCAGACCUUGGAGAUUCUGGUCAUCUCUCCAGCAGCAGUCAUGAAGAAAACAUACCAGCUCCUGAAACAGGGACAUUGAAGUGCAACUCUCUGACUAACAACACAACAGACCCUGGAUCAAUGGAGGAAUCUUCAUCCAACUCCCUGUCUGGCAAAGCCAAUGAUAAAUGUACAGGGAUUCAUUGGGAUAAAGGAUCUUCACUGGCCGAGUCCAACGAAACAUUGGCUGAAAAUGGAAAUUCUCAGCUGGAGGUGAGCGAGACAAGAGGUGAAGUGCAAACUGAGACUGGAGACCUCGGUGAAUUGGAACUGUCUAAAGCUGAAUCUAAGCAGCAAUAUGGACAAGAAGCUUCAGUGGAUCGUGUUGAGAACGCAGUUAUGUUCAGAGAGAUUAAGCCUGACCAGACCAAUAACACUGAAAAAUUUCCACCACCGACUGCUCCUAAAACAUCAACCAUGAGGUGGAGAGCAAUGCUGAGUGCCCAGGGCAGUAAAGGACUGGACAGCAGUGAUAUAAAGGGGGAGUGUUCCAGUGGCCAGGAAAUGGGAUCCAUGGAGCCACCUUCCCACCCAGAGUUCCCUCUGCCUGCUCCUGCAGACAUGACCACUGGUGGGGAGGAAACAGCUCCCCACAUACAGUCUGCCCUCUUUUAUUUCAAGCCUCAGUCGGGGGAACAAAAGGCUGAUGGCAUGAAAGGAAAGGUGCACCAGUCAGCACCCUCAGCAGGGGGGUCCCCUGGUAGAUGUGGCAAAACUGAGUGUAAGGAGGACUUGAAUCCACGAAAGGUGCUCUCUGAGCUCACCACCUCAACUAAUGGGAAGACAGGCAAAAGUACGCCGUCUCCAGACAGAGAAGAACAGAGACCUGAACCCGCAACAUCUAGUGAUAAAGAUUCUGACAUUACACCACCCAGAAAAGUUUCAGAGCUAAAAAAGAGAUUUGAAUCCUAGCAAACAAAAGAAUUUAUACUUGACUUUUUCCAUAGUUGGGGCAUGUGUCUUUCUAACCACGUGAUGGCUAUGUUGGUAUAAUGUCUUUGCUUUGUGGCUGCCUUACAUAUUACACAUCUGCACACUAGUUUCCAGGUCAGUUACCAUGGUUUUUCUAUAUAACUUAAAAAAAAUUGGGUUGAAACAUCUAAAAAAUGUCAGUUGUAAACUGAAGAGUGACUUUUAACUUUUCCACUCAGUAACUUUUUUCAGAAGUGGCUUCCUGGACAACAAUUCAAGCUCCAGAAAUGACUAAUGGAGUGGAGUGGGGAGAUAGGGCCUGGUACUUGGAGAUUAAGCCAAUAUUUUUCAGAAUUCUAUAUAUUUAAAGGUGCAACAUGCAGCAUAGCAGCUGCAAACAUGUCCUCGCACAAUUGGAACAAAAACAGUUGCUGGAGAAGCUCAGCAGGUCUGGCAGCAAAGGUGAAGGAGAAGACCGUUUUAGCUCUGGUGACCCUUCCUCGCACAAUGGGCUUCAUGACAGUACAGGAAAUAUGUUAUUAAUUGUGUGAAAUAAUGUAAAUCUGUGAUAACACAGUUCCGUAUCCUGAAAAUUUGCUUUAAAUGCAGGGGACACCUAAAAAAUAGAUCUUUGACUUAAAUUUUCAUUUUGCAAAUCAUAAUUAGGUGAAAAAUUGAAAUUUCAGACCAUAAGAUGUAGGAGCAGAAGUAGGCAUUCAGCCAAUCAAUGAGAUCACAGUUGCAUCUGAUAAUCCUUAACUCCACUUUCUGGCUUAUCACCAUAACUGAUCCUAACUGAUUAAAAACAGUUUAUUUCAUCUUUGAAUAUGGUUAAUUACCCAGAUAAAGAAUUCCAUAGAUUCACUACCCACUGAGAAGAAAUUCCUCCUCAUUCCUGUCUGAAAUACUUACUGAGAUGAUGACCUCUGCUCUACACUCUCCUACAAGAGGAAAUAGCUUCUCAGCAUCUACUCUGUCCUACACUGUCAAGUCCCCUGAAAUUGUAUACAUUUCAAAAAGGUCUCCUGUCAUUCUACUAAAUUCCAAUGAGUGCAACCCAACCUAUUUAACCUCCCUUCAUAUGAAAUUCCCUCCAUAUCCUGGAUCAACCUAAUGAACUUUCUGUGGACUGCCUCCAAUGCCGGCAAAUCUUUUGUUAUGAAAGGGAGCCAAAAAUUAUCACAGUAUUCCUAUGUUCUGAUUUGUACCACAUUUAGUUUUUGCAAGACCUCCCAAUUUUUAUCCUCUAAUCCUUUUGAAAUAAAGGCCAACAUUCAAUUUGCUUUUUUUUUCAUACCUACUGAAUUAAGAUGCUUACAUUUUGUGAUUCAUUCACAAGGAUCCCCAAACCCCUCUGUCCCAAAGCUUUUUGAAGUUUUUCUCAAUUUAAAUAAUAUUCAUCACCUCCCUGUUAAUGUACAUAGUCUCACAUUUUAUUCCAUCUGCCAAGUUUUUGCCCACAUUUAACUCAUCCAUAUCCCUCUGCAGAAUCUGUGUCAUCCUCAACACUUGCUUUCCCACUUAUUUUUGCACCAUCUGAAAACUUAACAACAGCACAUUCGCUUCACUCAUGCAAGUCAUUAAUACACAUUAGCGAUAAUUGUGGUCCCAGCACUAAUCCCCGUGGCACUUCAUUCAUUACUAGUCAUCAUCCUGAAAAUGCCUUCCUUUAUCCCAACUCUCUAUUUUCUAUUAGUUAGUCAGUCCUCUAUCCAUGCUAGCUUCCCAUCACUGUGGGUUGUCACCUUAUUAAGUAGCCUAAUAUGUGGUACCUUAUCAAAUAAUAUCUUUUGGAAAUCCAAAUAUAUAUACUGGUUCCCCUUUGUGUCUCCAACUUGUUACCACCUUAAAGCAUUCUGAUAAGUUUGACAGGCAUUAUUUUUCCUUCAUUAAGCUAAGCUGACUCUGCAUGAUUAUAUAUUGUAUUUCUAAAUGCACUACUGUUACAUCUCUUACCUUAUUGCAGACUCUUAACAUUUUUCCAAUGAUGGAUGCUAGGCUAACUAGCCUACAGUAUGUCUUUUGUUGCCCCCCCACCCCACUUUUUUGGAUAAGGGUAUUUGGCAGUUUUCCAGACAUCUGGGACAUUUCCAGAAUCUAUGUACUCUUGGAAAUUUAUUACCAGUGCAUCCACUACCCGUGUUGCUGCUUUGUUUACUAUCCGAGGAAGCUUCCCAUCACAUUCAGAGAAUAUUUCAGCUUUUAGCCCCAGUAAAUUUUUCACGAGUGAGUUUAUUUUCACACCCCCUCCCACCAAUACACACACAAACACACAUUCACAUAUUCUGUCAACAUUGAUUAUUUACACUUUUGGAAUGCUGUUAGGGUCCUCUGUCGUGAAGACUGAUGCAAAGUAUUUAUUCAACUCAACUGCCAUCCCUCAGUUCCCAAACAUUAUUGUCCUAGCCUCAUUCUCUAAGGGGACUAUGUUUACUUUGGCCUCCCCCUUCCUUUUCAUAUGUCUAAAAAGCUCCUAGUGUCUGUUUUUACAUUACCUGCUAGUUUGUCCCAAAGUUAAUGUUUUACUCUCUCUUAGUCACCUUUUGUUGGCUUUUAAAACUUUUUCCAAUCCUCUGACUUACUAUCAUUUUUUGCCAUGUUGUAACUUUUGUUUUUCAAGCAAUGCUAUCCUUAAUUUUGCUGCUUAACCACAGUUGGUUUAUCCCAUACCUAGAAUCCUUCUUCUGCACUGGGAACCAUUUUCUUAAAUGUUCCUCAACUGUCUUUCCUGUGAAACACUUUUACUAAUCAAACCCUGCCAACUGUGCCCUCAUCCCUGCAUAACUGCCCUUACUUAUGUUUAACACUGUCAUUUCUGACACAAAUUUCUCACAUUCAAACAGAAUGAUAAAUUCCAUCCUGUUACGGCUACUGUUCCAUAGGGGGUCUUUUACUCUGAGAUCAUUUAUUAAACAUGAAUCUUUACACAUGACCAGAUCCAAAACUGAUUCCCAGUAGAAUCCAUAACAUAUUAUUCUAGGAUCUGCCCCAAAUUCUUAGUAACACAAUCCAGUUUCUCUUUUUGGGCCCCAACAUCCACAUUACAUUUUGAUUGGAAGAAUGAGAAGAGGACUUAAUGGAACAAUUUUAAAGGACAUGGAAACAGACUUGAUCAGAUUCAUUUUCUGAAGAGGGGUCCUGACCCGAAACAUCAACUUUCCUGCUUCUCUGCUGCUGCCUGGCCUGCUGUGUUCCUCCAGCUUCUCUAGUUCCACACUGUUAUCUUAGACUCCAGCAUCUGCAGUUCUUACUAUCUCUGACAUUCAUACACAACUUUGUUUGUGGCAGGACAGAUUAAGAAAGCUGUUUAAAACCUAUCCAAGAUCUUUAGCUUUCAUAACUACAAGAGCAGAGAAGCCAGGACUGAUGUUUUACCUUUAUAAAACACUGUUUGGGCCUCAGUGGAAUAUAGUGUUACAUUCCAGAGCUCAUCCUCUAGGAUGUUUACUAGAAUAGGAGCAGAAAUAUGGGGACUCAGAGUCAGGGUGAUACAGUAUAGAGCAGUCCCUUCAGCCCAACUCAUCUGCAUUGACCAAAUAUCCUAAACUGAUCUAGUCCCAUUUGCCAACAUUUUGGCCUGUAUUCACGUACCGUUCAGAUGCCUUUUAAACAUAUAAUUGUACUCCGCCACCUCCUCUAGCAGCUCAUUCCAUACAUGUACCGCUCUCUGUGUGAAAACAUUCCCUUUUAAAUCUUUACCCUCUCACCUUAAACCUAUACCUUCUAGCUUUGGUCUCCCCUACCCUAUGGAAAAGACCUUGACUAUUCACCCUAUCAAUGCCCCUCAUGAUUUUCUAAACCCUUCAAGCCUCUGAGGUUCCAGGGAAAAUAACCCCAGUCUACUCAGCGUCUCCCUAUAAGUCAAACCCUGAAACACGAGCAACAUCCUUGUAAAUCUUUCCUGAACCCUGGAGAAACUGUGAUUGUUCUCUUUAGAACCAGUUUGGUCAAGAUGGACAAAACCGUAGCUCUUUAGAUUCAAGGGAAAACAGUUCCCAUUGGCAGAAGGAUCAGUAAUGAAUGGGGUACAAUUUUUAACCAAGAGUUGUGUGUUCUGGACCGUUCUACUUGAAAAAUUGUGGAUCCAUUUAAAUAAUAACUUUCUAAAGGAAAUUGCAUGAAUACAUGAUGUUACGAUUACAAUCCCCAGCUGGUUUGUAGAAGAAUGGUGUGUGCUGCAGUAGCAGUCUCAGGCCAGGUGAUAGUGAUGUUGUUCCAAUAAAAAUAAUGGACAAUUUACAGCCGCAUUCAGAAAGGGCAUGUUUGAUCAGAGGAGAAGGAUUCCAGCACCUGUCACAAGCACGUGACAGCUAGUCUUGUCUCUGUUGUAAUAUAGAAAGACAAGUGAAUUGACCCUCCCUCUGUGCCUCUGUGAUGUUGGUUGAGGGGUAGAUAUCAGCCAGAGCAUCAGGAAUAACUUCAAAACCUUCAUUUAAUGUCUUACCUGAAAGACAGCACCCCUGAGAGAUCAGUACUCGCUCCAUAUUGUGUUAAUGUCAAAUGAUCUAAACCACCUGCCCCUGCAAUUGGUGCAAAUCUGACAAUUGACACCACACCCACCCUGAGGUACUGAGGCCAGCUGUAAAGCUGAGACUGGAGAUUUAACCAAGUCCACAUCAGGAUGGACAGAACCCAAUCACCUCAUUAGCUACAACAUUACAAAGACCGAAAAAGUAGAUUCUGGAUUCAGCUGUGACAGAAACUUUGGUUUUGAAAGCAUGAACAGAACCAUUAAAAUGAUAAAAUUUGACAACUUUGUCAUCGGUGAAUUCUCCAGGCAAAGGCAAUCUAUAUAUUGUCUGGUGUAAUUAUAAUAACGGCUGGAAUACUGUAUAAAUCUGUGAUUGUAGUGUUUGCAGUUAAAUAAAAUAAAUUGCCUUCACAGAAUAAGGGAAUUUGCUUUAAGUUCAUUUGACAAUCACAUUACUUGAGAUAUAGAAAGUUACUGUGGCAUUCAGGAAUUAGAGGACAUGGAACUUGAAUCAAAACAAGCAACCACUCCUACAAAAAUUGCAGAGCCACCUCACAAAGUGAAUAGCUUUGCUUGCUUCUGUGCAAUUCCAGGUUCACUGCACAUUCCAAGGAUGUAUUUUCCAAACUCCCUCACUAGUUUUUAAUUAUGACAUGACAUUGAAUAUUUAUCCUGGGAUUUGGUGAUAUUUGUCUCUGGAUCAUGUGCUAGACUUUAGGCAAUUCCCAAAAAGUCGAUGAUAUAAUCUCUGACCCUGCAGCUGCAUAAAUAGUAACACAUGUACGCUGGUCAUAUGGAGAGACUGCCCUUUAUAAAAUAGCAGCUGAAGGUUCUAAGACUUCUUAUAGCAUAUGAGGGGAACUAAAACUCAUCAAUCAUUGAUAGCAUUUUAUAAUAUGAAAUAACGAAACCCAGUAGAUGGAAACACACAGGUUUUGCUUAAGACCAGGUUGAGAAACUGAGAAACAUUACAGCACCCACGAUGACAGAAAGGUGAAUUAUUCAUUGGAUGUUUCAAUUAUAAAUUGGUGCAAAAAUUUACAAGAACAUAAAAAGUGUGAUAAAAAUGUCAAUGGGAACUGCUUUUUUUCUAGCCCGUAUAUGCAAAUACAAGAUUUGUAAGAUUGUUUGUUUCUUUCACUUCAAAUUAUAAGAAAAUAAUGCUCCUAGAGCAGAGAAUUAUACUAAGA
Molecule: messenger RNA, 8785 nt
Organism: Stegostoma tigrinum
Lineage: Eukaryota; Metazoa; Chordata; Chondrichthyes; Orectolobiformes; Stegostomatidae
Gene: dennd1c
Product: DENN domain containing 1C
Exons: 23
Coding region: 179-3124 (981 amino acids)
Biological process (GO): endocytosis; endocytic recycling
Cellular component (GO): cytosol; intracellular membrane-bounded organelle
Molecular function (GO): phosphatidylinositol phosphate binding; guanyl-nucleotide exchange factor activity
Source: RefSeq, a predicted model, not a curated record